AUGGCAAAGGAACAGCCUCAAGGUCUUGCCUUAAGGAGGAAGUUGGAGAGGCUGCAGUUGGAGUUGAGCAGCAUUAACCGUGGAAGUCAAUCUUAUGUACCGGGGCAGGGAAUUCAUGGAAAUUGGGGGUUUCCUAGAUAUGGUGUUGGAGAGGAAGUUCAUGAUCAAACAGAAGCUGAUCAUCCUGUGUUUGAUAAAGGAGAUUAUUCAGUGUUCAAUUUCACAGUUGAGGAACCGGUGAUUGACAUUAAACAUCCUGCCAGGGAAAGCAAACCUGAACCAGUGGCUAAUCCGUGUAUCCAUCGUCGUGAAGGUUUCUACAGCAAUGCCUUGGACAUUUCCAAGGCAAAAGGGUAUGAUCCUUCUUUCCUUCUCUAUUUUGUUUUGCCGAUAUUAUCUGAUAAACUCUACAAUUCAGAUUGUUUCUCUGAAGCUCUUACUCCAACUCUAGCCUUGCUUGAGCCUGCUAUGAUGAAUUCGGCCUUCGGGGUCAACCCGGCGGCUUCUACUAAGAAGGCGGCGCUUCGUUCCCUUUGUAAUGUGUAA
This is a messenger RNA of Sphenostylis stenocarpa, 546 nucleotides long. Lineage: Eukaryota; Viridiplantae; Streptophyta; Magnoliopsida; Fabales; Fabaceae. The record is from the annotation of a GenBank genome assembly.